Molecule: messenger RNA, 2925 nt
Organism: Larimichthys crocea (large yellow croaker)
Lineage: Eukaryota; Metazoa; Chordata; Actinopteri; Sciaenidae
Exons: 21
Coding region: 149-2905 (918 amino acids)
Source: RefSeq, a predicted model, not a curated record
UGGUGAUGGCUCAGCGAGACACUCAGCCCCGUCACUUCAGUGGAGUUGGUUUGUUGUUCAGGGGCUUUCUGGGGUUUCAGUGCCAGGUUCUGACAGUGAUUGGCUUCCUGUAGUCUUUUUCUGUGUGUGGUUACACGAAGACAGCAACAUGAAAAGGCUUGAGAACCUUUUGCUAUGGAACUUGAUGACUGCGGCAAUCAUCGUGAGUCAAGCAAGGCCAAACAUGAAGUUUAAUUUGCAGUCAAACAGUGGUUUGAAGUCAGACUGUGCGGGUAAUCUAAUGAGGCUGACGUUGGACAAGGCUCUAGCAGUGGGCAACCAGCUGGAGGUGGAAGCCAUCAAUGGCACCCAACAUGUUGUGUUAACACCCACCUUGGCUGCUCAGUGUGGAUACAGCAUGGAGUCUGACCCGUGGGGUAACACCAGAAUCUACAUUUCUUUGAUGGCCUGCUAUGUGGACAACAAAGAAGAUGCAACAUUUAAUGCUGGCCUGAGACUCAAAAUGUACAGCCAGAGUCCAUCAGAUGUCGUUAGUCAUGAUGUGAUGCAGACAUGCAGCUACAGUCGCUGGGCCUCCAGAGAGAUUCUCUGCGACAGGAACUACAUGGAAGUGUCCAACUACAUGGCUAAACCUGAUGAUGAAGCUAAGGGGCAGGCUCAGCAAGACCACUCAAAGAACAAUGCCAUUCCUGAUGCCUCUGAUGUGUCACAUGGUAUCUGGAAGAUGACAUUUUACACUCCAGAACCGGUGUCAAUGGUGCUGAGGGAGGCUGAACAAGCUGGCUAUGGUGCCAGGAUGACCUCUAACCGUCUGGUUAUGCGUAGCCCGUACAAUACAGCAGAGACUUAUUCAGAGGAUGUAGCUGGAGUGCCCAUGGAAGUUUUCAGGGUGAGCGCUUACUACAAGGCACCACAUGGUCUGAAUACAGUGAACUGGGCAGCUGCUUGUCCCACAGGUGGAGUCCUCUUCUCUGAGAACAUAAUCUCUUGGCACGUGCCUCGCCGUCUGACUCCUCUGAUGGAUGGCAGCUUUAAAAUCCUAGAAAUGCACAUGGGCAUCAAUGGGCAGAGGCUAGAUAAAUCGCAGAUGGCCACACGGGGGUACACACUAUCUACCACAGACUUCCACAUCGUCGUUGAGAUCCCAGUGGGCUCGCCUGACGGUUACUACAAGAGCCAUGCCCCAGAUUACCAGUACCACACUACAUACACUGUGGAGCCCAUGCUUGAGGUACUGUGGACAGACACCCAAGAUGAUACCAGAUACAAGGUUUUGUUCCCGAUCACCACCCCUCUGAUGCCUCGACCUCCCAGUUUCCAAGACAAUACUGUCCCAGAGGACCGGGUGUUCAGUGUUCUCUUGGGGACAUUCCUUCAUGAUGUGGAGCUGAGGAACAUCACCUUCUCCACUGGGGUUCUCACUGUUGAGGAGUGCCAUGCCAGAGGUUUUACAGUCCAGGAGCACAGCUUCCCCAAUGGCACAAAGGGCUUCUCUCUACAAGUGCCCUUUGAUGCAGAUGUUGUCCUGAAGCAUAAUCCUGAACCCUUGGUUACAGUGUACUUCCUCCCUCUGAUCUUUGGGUUUAUCAUCCUACCUGAAGACACUCCAUUUGCCCACCCAGUUGACUUGCAGGCUUCUCUGCAGGAUGUUGUGCUACCCACAAUCACUGGCAACUGUGACCAGAACAACUUUUACAUCAGUGUGAAAUUUGGCAGUCAAGGCAACAAUUUCCAGGCCAUGGUUGGACCUCAACAGCUAACACCUGAGUUAGCCCAGGCCUACAAUUACCAAGAGAAUAGCACACACUGCACUGUCAUCGUGCCAUACACUGCCAUGGGCACGGCAUUCGAGCUGAUUACCUCGUAUUCACUCAGAGCCAGAAUCGACGUGCUGCUGUUUGACCCUAACAACAACUGGGCACUGGCUGAUCUCUAUCUGUCCUGCAACUUCCCCAUGAUAACAACUGAGUGCUACCCCAAUGGAACAAUGACUGCUUGGGCAGUAAAGGUGGAAUCUGUGCCCAAUCUCAUCCCAAGUUCGCUGACUCUAAAGGACAAGUCCUGCAAACCAGUGUUCAGUGAUGAUCGCUUUGCAUAUUUCUCCUUCAGCGCAGAUUCCUGUGGGACCACUAGACUGUUCUUUGGCCACUACAUGCUGUAUGAAAAUGAGAUUGGCCUGAAUUACAAUGGCGGCAAAGGAGUAGCCUACACAUCACCAGUCGAUCCGGAUUACAAGCAAACGGUUUCCUGCUACUACAUGGUCAAUGAGACUCAGACUGUCGCCUUCAACUAUAAACCAAGAAACACUGAGCCCACAGCAGAGAUUGGUUCAGGGCAGCUGGUCGUGCAAAUGAGGCUUGCCCAAGAUUCAUCAUAUGAGAUCUUCUACCAAGAUGAAGAUUAUCCAGUAGUGAAAUAUCUCAGGCAGCCUCUGUACUUCGAGGUGGAGCUCGUUCAGUCUACUGACCCACAGUUGGAGCUGAUCUUGGAAAGCUGUUGGGCCACACUGAAUGAAGACAGGACAUCUCUGCCCAGCUGGGACAUCAUUGUGGACAGCUGUGAGAACCAGGAUGACAGCUAUGCAACCAUCUUCCAUCCUGUCAUGAGUGACGCAAGGGUUGCAGUCCCAUCGCACUUCAAACGCUUCUCUAUGAAGAUGUUCACCUUUGCUAAAGAUGAUGAGAUUCUAAAAGAUGAGAUUUACGUCCACUGUGAUGCAAUGAUUUGUGACACAAACAGCAGAGCAGACGGCAUCUGCAGAGGCCAGUGUGUGGCUUCUAAAGGCAUGAGUAACUCCAGACAUCAAGGAAUUAAAGGAGUAAAAAGGGAGCGAAGAAGUACAGACUCUACCCUCCAUAGGAGUCUCUCCUCGGGACCAAUUCUUCUAUUGGACUCUAAUCUAUAAUAAAAAGUUUCUUAAAAUGU